Molecule: messenger RNA, 589 nt
Organism: Bactrocera tryoni
Lineage: Eukaryota; Metazoa; Arthropoda; Insecta; Diptera; Tephritidae
Gene: RpS23
Product: 40S ribosomal protein S23
Exons: 3
Coding region: 81-512 (143 amino acids)
Biological process (GO): translation
Cellular component (GO): cytosolic small ribosomal subunit; ribosome
Molecular function (GO): structural constituent of ribosome
Source: RefSeq, a predicted model, not a curated record
CAGGAAUUUGAAAGAUGUAUACGAUCCGAACGGCAGCUCGUUCUUUUAUUUCCGCCAUUGCUUGAGAAAGUUUGGAAAUUAUGGGCAAGCCAAGAGGUCUCCGCACUGCUAGGAAGCAUGUGAAUCACCGCCGUGAUCAGCGUUGGGCUGAUAAAGACUACAAAAAAGCUCAUUUGGGAACCAGAUGGAAGGCCAAUCCUUUUGGAGGAGCAUCACAUGCCAAGGGCAUUGUACUCGAAAAAGUUGGCGUUGAAGCUAAACAGCCUAAUUCUGCUAUUCGCAAGUGCGUGAGAGUGCAACUGAUCAAGAACGGCAAAAAAAUUACCGCUUUCGUGCCCCGUGACGGUAGCUUGAAUUACAUUGAAGAAAACGACGAAGUCCUGGUUGCCGGUUUCGGUCGUAAAGGUCACGCCGUCGGUGAUAUUCCCGGUGUGCGUUUCAAGGUGGUGAAAGUUGCAAACGUUUCCUUGCUUGCAUUGUACAAGGAGAAGAAGGAACGUCCAAGAUCGUAAAUCUUCUACUUAAUGGAUAAAAUACAUUCGUUUAGUUUCUACAGUAAAGAAAAAAUAUAAAACUCAUAAAAAAUUAA